Helicoverpa armigera (cotton bollworm) is the source of this 1720-nucleotide messenger RNA. RefSeq lists its product as uncharacterized. The transcript has 3 exons. NCBI's taxonomy places the organism in Eukaryota, Metazoa, Arthropoda, Insecta, Lepidoptera, Noctuidae. The record is from RefSeq and is a predicted model, not a curated record. The coding region runs from base 1066 to 1653 and encodes 195 amino acids.
CUGUAGGCCAAGCACGAAUAUCUAACGUAUUCGUAUCGACAAUGUAUCGAGGCCUCGAUUCGAAAACGGAGUCUGUCGAUAGUAGGCAGCACGAACCACAUUCGAAGCACUAUCGAACACUCGAUUCGAAUUUGAAUGUGACGUCAUGCAAAUGUAAAUAGGGACGCGCCAUAGUGAGCAAAAUGAACGAAUGUUGAAUGAAUCGUGCGUUCGAAAACUAACUCUAGUUAUUAAUAUUUUUUUCACCUUUGAUUAAACGUUUUAUUAUUAUUAAAUUAUAAUAAAAACUGAAUGUUAUAUAAAGAAGAGACCCAAAGUUAAUUAUUAGACAUUAUAAAAUGGCAUUAUCUUUAGCAAUAUAACAUAGUUACGGAGAUUUUUUUUUUUUUUUUAAAUGACGUGUACCGAACGCACCCACUUGACAUCCGACGCGCGUAAUGGCGCCAAAUUUGUUUAUGUUUUGCUAGACAAGAAAAGUAUUUCUGUUUUUUUUUGCUACAAAGUGCUUUUAAUAUAAUAAAUAAUUAUGCGAACCAGUCAGACGCAGUAUGAAAUGAUGGUGGAAUUCAUGGAAGCGUGAGUAAACAGUUUUAAUAAGUUUGAGUGGCAUAAACUUUAGUGUGAAGUAUUUUAAGUGCAAUGCUAUUUCUAUUCCAGAAACGGAGAUUUGUCAAAACCUUCAGGCGGCCCACGAGGUCGCAAUUUCAUAAAUAUGAAAUGGAAGGAGUUGUCAAAUCAAUUAAAUAGUGAAGGCACAGGCGAAUCAAGGUCUGAGGAGAAAUGGCGCAAGGUAUGUUAACUCAAGUGACGCUAUUUUUUUUUGUUGUUGGGGCACUUGAAUAAAGUCACUCUUAAGUGUCUGCUUUAAUUAGUUAGGUAUCCAAUAUCUUUGUGUGAAGUAAGUUUGUUUGGAAUUCCUGCUUAAAUUAUUGUUUUUUAAUUCAAGGUGUGGAGCGAUUACAAAAAUAAUUGCAAGAAGAAGUGUGCCAAAAUUAAUAGGGCUGCUAGUGGCACUGGUGGAGGCCAGCACUUCAAUUAUCCUUGACUGAUUUAGAAAACCGAGUCAUGCAGAUAAUUGGAGUGCAGGCAGCUACUGGCUUGGUGGUGGAAGAAGCAGGGUUUCAACGGGAAGCUGCUGAAAUUUCUCAACCAUCAGAGAUGAGAGUUCCUGAUGCACAUGUGGAUGACUAUGAAAUAGAUUGGAAUAUUCCGGGCACAAGUAGUCAGCCAACAGUGGCUCCCCCUAGACCGCCGAGUCCACGAGAUGAAACCCCUGUUCUCCCAUCCACUGAUCCUCAAAUACAUGAAGAGGAGAUGUGGAAACCACCACCACAAAAAAAAGCCAAACAACAUAUAGGAAAAAUGUUUUUAGAAGCAGAUAGAAAGGCAAAGGAGUAUGCUAGAGAGCGUGAUAGGGCCUAUGAAGAAUUAGAGAAAGAGCGGUUGCGGAUUAGGACAGAAGAAUUGAGAGUUAGAGAAUUAGAGGUGAAAGAAAGGGUGAGACAAAGAGAUGAUGAAUUGAGAGUGAGAGAAUUAGAGAUGCAUGAAAGGGUGAGACAAAGAGAUGAUGAAUUGCGAUUACAGGCUAAAUGGUUGGACUUUAUGAAAGAGGCUAUGGAAGUUUUUGUAAGGUGUAUGGAAAAAAAAACUUAGAUUAAGGUUAUUUUUUAAUUGUUAUAAAAAUGCAAUUUUUAAAAUUAUUAAUAAAGAAUUAAAGUUA